This is a messenger RNA of Balaenoptera acutorostrata (minke whale), 699 nucleotides long. RefSeq names its product ADP-ribosylation factor 1-like. The record is from RefSeq and is a predicted model, not a curated record. The transcript has 2 exons. Gene Ontology annotation, cellular component: plasma membrane; cytoplasm. Bases 1 to 699 code for a protein of 232 amino acids. Lineage: Eukaryota; Metazoa; Chordata; Mammalia; Artiodactyla; Balaenopteridae. Gene Ontology annotation, biological process: vesicle-mediated transport; intracellular protein transport. Gene Ontology annotation, molecular function: GTPase activity; GTP binding.
AUGACACAGCCUGUGGAGAGGCGCUCCAUAGGCAGGGGGGCCACCGUCAGAGCCGCCACCUUGUGGGAGCGAAACCAGCGCCUGCCUCGGGGUAGCAGCUGCACCGGCCGCCGAGGGCUUCUCUGGCCAGCGUUGCUCCUACUAGUCUACAGCGUGGGGCGUAUCUUUGCAAACCUCUUCAAGGGCCUUUUUGGCAGAAAAGAAAUGUGCGUUCUCAUGGUGGGCCUAGAUGCUGUGGGAAAGACCACCAUCCUGUACAAACUGAAGCUGGGUGAAAUCGUGACCACCAUUCCCACGCUAGGCUUCAACGUGGAAACUGUGGAAUACAAGCACAUCAGCUUCACUGUGUGGGACGUGGGCGGCCAGGACAAGAUCCGGCCUCCAUGGCGCCACUACUUCCAGAACGCACAAGGUCUCAUCUUCGUGGUUGGCAGCAGUGACAGAGAGCGUGUGAAUGAGGCCCGAGAGGAGCUUAUGAGGGUGCUGGCAGAAGACGCGCUCAGGGACGCCGUUCUGCUCGCGUUUGCUGACAAACAGGACCUCCCCAAUGCCAUGAAUGCAGCCGAGAUCACCGACAAGCUGGGGCUGCACUCUCUGCGCCACAGGAACUGGUACAUUCAGGCCACCUGUGCCACCAGCGGGGACGGGCUCUAUGAGGGACCGGACUGGCUGUCCAAUCGGCUCCAGAACCAGAAGUGA